GCCGCAACUCUCAAUUGAAGUCAGUACAUGCAGCUAUUGGAGCACACAUACAUCAGAUCCAGGUCCAAGAUGAUGCAACCUGUAAAAGCUGUGGCCUAUCAAGGGAGUUAUUACACCAUCUUCUCUUUCAAUUCUGGAAAUAGCAACACCAACGAAAUAAGCUCUAUAAGGACCUGAAGAUGUAUGGGGUUAUGAGGCCCACUGCUGCAGAGGAGCACCCGCAAGGACGACUUUUAGGAGAUCCUAGAGCUACCAGAGCGCUGCUACAAUUCCUGGCAGCACGCGUGAUAGCACGGCUUCAGAAGCUUGACUGGCUAUACGAGGUCAGUAAAGCCACUGCAAAACAGACACGGUGCUGCGUAAUGGCACUUUUCUGCUUGCGGGCUCGGGCUAUUAAAGCCAUUCUGCCGCAGAUCUCUGUCCACAACACCGCCGUUGAGGACAUGUUCAUCCUGAUUCAACAGGGGCGUUCCAAAGGCCUCUUCCAAGGCAGGGCGACACUAGUCCACAUCCAAAGCUCCUCCAGAUGCAUGGUACUAAGCCCGUGGCUAUAGUCAAGCAGUCUGUUAUCGUCGACACCGCAAGAUUGGGCACACCAAGAGAGACCUGCCCUGAAAGGGUCGUUGGGGAAUGCUGGGAGGUAGGA
This is a messenger RNA of Aspergillus ruber CBS 135680, 646 nucleotides long. RefSeq lists its product as uncharacterized. The record is from RefSeq and is a predicted model, not a curated record. The coding region runs from base 180 to 554 and encodes 124 amino acids. The transcript has a single exon. Lineage: Eukaryota; Fungi; Ascomycota; Eurotiomycetes; Eurotiales; Aspergillaceae.